This is a messenger RNA of Parastagonospora nodorum SN15, 1599 nucleotides long. RefSeq lists its product as hypothetical. The coding region runs from base 1 to 1599 and encodes 532 amino acids. The transcript is spliced from 3 exons. Gene Ontology annotation, molecular function: protein binding. The record is from RefSeq and is a predicted model, not a curated record. Gene Ontology annotation, biological process: rRNA processing. Lineage: Eukaryota; Fungi; Ascomycota; Dothideomycetes; Pleosporales; Phaeosphaeriaceae. Gene Ontology annotation, cellular component: nucleus.
AUGUCUAUGAUCACAGCGACAACGUGGGUGCCGCGUGGCUUCGCGGCACCGUUUCCUACCAAGUACCAGUUUGACGAGGACGAGUACGACCGCAUAUCCAAACUUGCGAAUUUACAACUCGAAGAUGCGAAAGAAGAGCUAGAAGAGGCGCAAGCUGAGGCUAAAGGCAAGAGCAACGGCACUUCAGGAAAGUCUGCAAAGAAGGAUGACGAGGACGACGACGACGACGACCUCAAAGAAUAUGACCUCGAGCACUACGAUGACGAGCAGGAUGAGGACGCAGGCGACACCAUGGCCAUGUUCGGCAAUGCCAAAAACCUGGUCUUUCACGAGAACGACGAGGAGGACCCCUACAUCACAAUGCAAGGCGGCGACGAAGAGGACGAUGAAGAGCGAGAGGAACUUCAAAUUCUAGCCACAGACAACCUGGUGCUGGCGGGCCGCAUCGAAGACGAAGUCGCCCACCUGGAAGUUUAUGUCUACGAAGACGAGGACGACAACCUCUACGUACACCACGACAUCAUGCUGCCCGCGAUUCCACUUGCCGUAGAGUGGCUCGACCUCCCAGUUGGAAAGGCUGCGCAGACGGCCAACGGCAAAGGCAACUUUGUUGCGAUUGGCACAAUGGACCCAGAUAUCGAAAUAUGGAAUCUGGAUGUUGUAGACAGCAUGUACCCAGACGCUGUGCUUGGACAAGGAGCCGAAGACGCAGCAAAUGGAAAGCCAAAGAAGAAAAAGAAGAAGUCUAAGAAGGUCAACGACGACUUCCAUGUCGAUGCUGUUUUAUCUCUAGCCGCCAACCGUCACCACAGGAAUCUGCUUGCCUCUUCGUCCGCGGAUAAGACGAUCAAGCUAUGGGAUUUGAACACGACCAAAGCUGCCAAGUCAUACUCGUACCACACAGACAAGGUUUCCUCGGUAGCAUGGCAUCCCGUCGAGUCUACGAUUCUUUUGAGCGGAAGUUACGAUCGGACCAUCGUGGCAGCGGACAUGCGCGCACCUGAUGCGAAAGCACCACGAUGGGGCGUCGAAAGUGACGUUGAGACUAUCCGGUGGAAUCCGCAUGAUCCAAACUACUUCUACGCCGCCACCGAAAACGGCAUGAUACAUUACCACGACACUCGCAACGCACCAGCAGACCCUGCGGCGUCCAAGCCUGUCUGGGUACUCCAGGCUCAUGACGAGUCUAUAUCCUCAUUCGACAUCAACCCAGUGAUCCCCGGCUAUCUGGUCACGGGAUCGACUGAUAAGCAAGUCAAGCUUUGGAACAUCCAAGCGAGCGGCCCGAGCAUGGUCGUGUCCCGCGAUCUUGGUGUAGGACGAGUCUUCUCGACGACAUUCGCUCCCGACCAGGAAGUGGGUUUCCGCCUAGCAGUCGCAGGUAGCAAAGGAGCUGUUCAGAUCUGGGAUACCAGCACGAACGCAGCGGUCCGCGCGGCUUUCGCCAGCAAGGUCCCCGAGAUCAAGGGAGACGGAAAGGAGCGUCUAGUGGGCUUGGACGAGCCAGAAACAGACUCGGAUACCGAGGAAGGUGAGAGCGACGACGGUGAAGAUGACGAAGGGGCCGAAGACAAAGGCUGGGAAUCGAUGGAGGAGUGA